Molecule: messenger RNA, 3062 nt
Organism: Nymphalis io (European peacock)
Lineage: Eukaryota; Metazoa; Arthropoda; Insecta; Lepidoptera; Nymphalidae
Gene: Tak1
Product: mitogen-activated protein kinase kinase kinase 7-like
Exons: 10
Coding region: 156-2252 (698 amino acids)
Biological process (GO): protein phosphorylation; JNK cascade; positive regulation of canonical NF-kappaB signal transduction
Molecular function (GO): MAP kinase kinase kinase activity; ATP binding; magnesium ion binding
Source: RefSeq, a predicted model, not a curated record
CUUGUCGCAGUUGCUAUUCUUUGCUAAACAAUAACGAGAAAAUUGAUAUAAUCAACUAUUUUUAUCACAUUUCUCAGAAAUUGGCGCAAAACAUAAAAUCAGAAAUACUAAUUUAUUAGGUUAACUAUUUUGAUAAUGUGAUAUUAAGUGAACCCAUGGCUUCCAAUGUGCAAGAUUCACCUGUAUAUCAGCAGACGUUCGUUGAGGAGAUUGAUUAUAAUGAAAUUCAAGAGUUAACGGUCGUUGGAAAGGGAGCAUUUGGAGUGGUAUGGAAGGGCCUAUGGCGGAACAAAUUUGUAGCUGUUAAACAUAUAAACUCAGAAGUUGAAAGAAGGGAGUUCGCUAUCGAAGUCCGUCAGCUGUCGCGUGUUUCUCAUCCCAAUAUUGUAAGGCUAUAUGGCGCUUGUACUCAAGGGGCUCAGGUUUGCCUUGUUAUGGAAUAUGCAGAAGGUGGUUCACUAUACAAUGUUCUCCAUAAUCGUCCAAAGCCUAAAUAUUCAGCAGCUCAUGCUAUGAGUUGGGCCCGACAAUGUGCAGAGGGUGUAGCCUACCUUCAUGCAAUGAAGCCUAAGCCAUUGAUACAUAGGGACUUAAAACCACCAAACCUUUUAUUAGUUGCUGGUGGGCAAAAACUUAAAAUAUGUGAUUUUGGUACAGCGGCUGAUAAAGCUACUUAUAUGACAAAUAAUAAGGGCAGUGCAGCAUGGAUGGCCCCAGAGGUGUUCGAAGGGUCAUCAUAUACAGAAAAAUGUGAUGUUUUUUCAUGGGGUAUAAUAUUAUGGGAAGUAUUAUCCAGAAGGAAACCAUUUGAAGAAGGAGGUUCUGCAUUUCAAAUUAUGUGGGCAGUACAUACAGGUCAGCGGCCAGUUCUUAUCGAGGGUUGCCCAGAACCGAUAGAGCAGUUGAUGACACAAUGCUGGCAUAAAAUACCAGCAGAGAGACCUAGUAUGGUUAAGGUUGUGGAAAUAAUGGCAGCUUUAAGUGAAUUUUUUCCCGGUGCUGAUACGCCAAUCAAUUACGACGAUCUCGAAGCUGACGAUUCAGAAUAUUUAGAUGAUGACUUCGGUCCAUACAGUACACAGGACAGCUUCGAAACGGAGAGUAUCGUCCGGAGCCACAACCCAAACUUCACCUAUGAGAGUUCAACCCACCCCGUCGUAUAUAGAAAUAACGAGACGCCCAACUCCCCGCGACCACGGAGCUUCGUCGAGACGCAGGUCAGCAAGCUUCAAAAUCUAAUGGCGGCCGAGUCUCAACCCAAACCGACCGCCAGAGACGACGCCGACGCGCAGAGAGCGGCUGUCAAAAUACCGCAGCCGUUCAAGAGGCCGGAAUCGCAUUUAGAGCCCGGGCGGUCCGGCAACCGGACGCCCACCUCGCCCGGCGAGCGCGCGGGCGCGGCCGGCGAGGCGGGCACGCCGCAGGACACGCUGCGGGUGUUCCGCAGCCCCGCCGUGUUCAGCGAGAGCUCCUCCCCGCGGGGCAUCUCGCCGCUCGCCAACUACAACGUCGGCAACAUGAACCCGCGCCACAUGGACAUCGAGCAGUACUGGAGCCGCGAGAGCGACAAGCUGUCCCCGGCGCGGACGCCCUCCGCGCUCAGCACCACCAACUCCACGAGGAAGGAGGACUACAACCAGAACUACUGUGAUAGAUUAAGCGUUGGAAACGGUCCGAUGACACCGAUGAAGGAGUACAAUGGUAACUCACCGAGGCUGCCGAUGGAUGCGAGAUAUGCGACUCCUUUACAGAUUGAAGUCGAUCCUAAUGUGUGGGAACUAAAGGAUUUCAGAGACUCGCUUGGCUACGACGAUUAUAUGGAUAUCCGGAACAACGCUGGCUUCGAUAAUAUACCAGUUGGUAACAGUAGCGGUUCAACCCCCGCGGAGGGCGCCGCGCCGCCGCCGUCCGAGCCCGAUCCCGAUCUGGACUCCAUUCACAUGAUGCUGGACCCACACUUGCGACCAAUCUCGCCGGACCUCAACAACGAGGAGUCCAAACGCAUCUUUGAAGAACACAAACAGUUGGCCCAGGAGUAUCUUAAAAUACAAACUGAACUAGCUUAUCUAAGCAAUCACAAGUCAGAGCUAGAAGAUCAAAUGGAUGAUGAGGAACUCCAACAGAAGAGAGAGAUCAUACAAUUAGAGAAAGAAAAGGACUCGUUAAUCAAACUGUACUGCACAUUGAAGAAGCAGUGUCCGCGAGUAGACAACGACAGCUGGCUACACCCGGAGGACCUCCCGCACGAGUGACGCGCGCGCGCGCCGCCGGGGCCGCUGACGUCACGCACUGCGCACACACUCGCACCGCUCGCACGGACUUUACGCGGACAUAAGUGCACGUCAUUGUUUGAAUAUUAUGACAUGAGCGACACGGUCGCGUCACGUUAUGUGAUCGAAAAACGCGAAUUUGUCUUCUGACCAAAACCUUCUAGUCAAGAGAAACAGGGAUGUAGAUUGUGCAUUUUAUAAUUACAAAAACCGUUUUAAUAUUUCCAUGAUCGUAAUAAGUACCUUAUCAUAUUCAAUAAAUAUGUACUCAAAGAAUCUUACGAAAAUGUGUAGUGCAGUGCACAGGACUUGCUUUACGGCAUAAUCCGUAAAGUUUGAUUAAAAUAUUGAUCUCAAGUCACAAAACGAGCCUUCAUCAUCGGUAUUUUACAGGUUAUUUUUAUAUUGUGUGUACGUACUCCAAGCCUUAUAUUGGAUACGCUUUUGUAUGAACAAAUUCACUGCCUAGUUCAUAAGUACGAAAUUAAUUUUCCUAGUAGAUUUUUUUUGGUUUGUUGUUUAUUGUAUUGAACACAACUUUAACAAAUGUUACUUCAAUUCGUUUUUUUAUUUCAAUAUUAUUGUAUUACUCUAUAAAAGGGCACGUUUUAGUGCCGUUUUAUUGAAUUGGAAUUCUAAAUAUAAAUAUUAUUUAUUUGGAUAAUAAACAAGAUGAUAAAAUAUAUUUUAAUAUAAAACCUUGUAAAGAGCUUAUGUGUGUAUGCAUACUUCAUUUAUGUAUUUAAGAUAGUAUUAGUAGGUAUAAUGUAUUGUUAAGUUUAAUAAAUAAUA